AUGCAGUAUCCAUUGUUUGUUGAUUCAAAUCACACAGCAAACUAUAGAGUAUUUCGACCUGGCUAUCCACAACAGCUAUACAAACAUAUUUUGGAAUAUUAUUUCAAUACCACAACACCUGAUAAAAAGAUUCCAUUGGCUUUGGAUGUUGCAUGUGGCAGUGGUCAGGCAACAGUUGAUUUGAGUAAUUAUUGUGAAAAAGUUAUUGGUAUUGACGGCAGUGAAAAUCAACUGAAACAGGCUCAACAGAAAGAUAAUAUUGAAUAUCAAUGUCAUUAUGCUGAAGACUUGUCAUUUCUUCAAUCAAAUUCAAUCGAUUUAAUCACAGUUGCUACGGCAUUACAUUGGUUCGAUAUUGAAAAUUUUUUUAAGCAAGUUGAUCGUGUAUUGAAACCAAAUGGUGGUGUGUUAAGUAUAUGGAGUCAUGGUUUAGAUAAACCUGCCAAUGAUAAAGCAGCAAAUGUUAAAUUAGAUUUUAUAAAUAAUGAUUUAAAUGGAUGUUGGAAUGAUAGACGAAAAAUAGUUGAAGAACAAUAUUUAUCUAUAUUAGAUUCAUUUCCAUAUCAAGCUACAAGAGUUAAACAUGUAAUUGAUUAUGAAAUUGAAAUGACAAUCGAAAAUUAUAUAAAAUUUACUGAAACAAUGAGUCCAUGUCAAACGUAUAAAGAAAAAAAUGGUGAGGAAAAUUUUAAAAAGUUAUUAAAAACAUUUGCAGAUAAAUUAGUUGAAUGUUACACUGGAACAAAUAAUGACGGAUACAAAACGAAAAUGAUUGUUAAAUGGUCAAUACACUUACAUUUGAUGAAAAAAUUAUAA
Messenger RNA from Didymodactylos carnosus, 816 nucleotides. The record is from the annotation of a GenBank genome assembly. Lineage: Eukaryota; Metazoa; Rotifera; Eurotatoria; Philodinida; Philodinidae.